Molecule: messenger RNA, 170 nt
Organism: Dentiscutata erythropus
Lineage: Eukaryota; Fungi; Glomeromycota; Glomeromycetes; Diversisporales; Gigasporaceae
Source: the annotation of a GenBank genome assembly
GAGAAAGGGAGCAAAUAAUACCUGGAACUCCCGUAGAUUACGCUAACCUCUACAUGAAGUGUUGGGAGUCUGAACCUGAAAAACGUCCGGCGCUGUAUGAAAUUUUAACCGAACUUGAAAGGUUAUCUAAAGAGAUAAAAAUUUUGUCGGUCAUUAAUAAUUCAGUUUAA